Messenger RNA from Lingula anatina, 4189 nucleotides. Its product is annotated as cytoplasmic dynein 2 intermediate chain 1. Gene Ontology annotation, biological process: intraciliary transport. Gene Ontology annotation, molecular function: dynein heavy chain binding; dynein light chain binding. The record is from RefSeq and is a predicted model, not a curated record. Gene Ontology annotation, cellular component: cytoplasmic dynein complex. Lineage: Eukaryota; Metazoa; Brachiopoda; Lingulata; Lingulida; Lingulidae.
GCGUUUAAAGAAAUAGUUUUGCUGAAAAGUGGCGGUGAUGGAAGAGAGGUGAAUAUUUGCGGAUUUACAAAUAAUACUACGUAUAUGUUGCUUGAUCGUGGGCGGAUAGAAUAUCCACAAUGCCUUCGGAAAAGCGACGUACGAAAGAAGACACAUGGAAAGAGGCAGAUUUGAAAAAAUCUAUCAAGGAUGCUCACAAAGAUUCUGAGAGAAGAUCAAAAGAUGAUCGAGACAAAAGAAGAGAUAGGGAUAAAGAUCGAGACAGAGACAGAGAUAAAGAAAGAGACAGGGAAAGGGAAAAGGAGAGAGAUAGGGAUAGAAAAGACAGACACAGAGAAAAUGGAGAUUCAGGCAGUAGAGACCGUAGGAAAGAUGACAGAGACAGGAAAGAUAGAGAUAGAAAGAAAGAAGAGGAAAGCAAGAGACGUGAUGACAAAGACAGGGACAGGGACAAAAAUAGAGACAGAGAACAUGAAAGCAGUAGCCGUCACCGCGAUGACCGACGGUCUAAGGAUGAUGACCGCCACAGGAGCAGCAGGGACAAAGACAACCGAGACAAAGAGGAUCGAAAAAGAAAAGACGAUGAUCAUCGGCGUGACGACAAGCGUGGCAGCAAGGAUGAGGUAAAUGGUGAUAGAGAAAAGAAAAGCGGUCACCACAGGGAACGGGAUGAUAGUGAUAGGAAGCACAGGGAUCAGGACAGGGAGAGAAAACAUAGGGAAGAGGGGGAGAAACAUGAGAGAGAGCAUAAACGUCAUGGGGAGGGGGAGAGAUCUAGGGAGAGAGACCGAGACAGGGAGAGAGAUAGUAGACACAGAUCACAGGAGAAUAGAAAGGAGGACAGUAGAGAUGACCGACACAGGAAAUCAAGAGAUCAUGACUCCAAGGAAAGGAGGAAAGAGGAUGACAGAAGGAGAGACGACAGAAGGAGAGAUGAUGACAGAAGAGAGAGGAGAAAAGAUGAUGACAGAAGAGAUAGAGACAGAGAUAAGGAUAGAGAAAGAGAAAAAGAUAGAGAGAGAGAAAAAGACAAAAAUCGAGAAAAAGACAGAGAUAGAGAAAAAAGAGACAGAGACAGGGAUAAAGAUAGAGACAGAGAUAGGGAUAGAGAUAGGGAUAGAGAUAAAGACAGAAGAGAGAGAGAUAAAGACAGAGACAGAAGAGAGAGGGAUAAAGAAAGGGAUAGAACCAAAGACAAGGAGAGAGAUAGAGACAGGGAGAAGGAUAGAGAUAAAGAAAGAGAUAGGGAGAGGGAUAGAGGCAAGGAGAGGGAUAGAGACAGGGAAAGGGAUAGAGACAGAAGCUCCAGAGAUGAGGACAAAGGUAGAGAAAGAAACAAAGACAGGAGUUCCAGAGAUGACAAGCGAGAGGAGAAGUCAUCUUCUAGUUUUAGGGCAAGCAAAGAGGAAGAGUCUCAGAGCACAGUGAUCGAGGAAGUGUCGGAAAAGUCAGAGCUGAAAGAGGAGAAGGAAGUAAAAUGGGGUGGCGCAGAUGACGCGGGUGCUGACGAGGAAGAGCAGGGUUACGAUGAUUAUGAUGAUGACUUUGAGGAUUAUGAUGAUGACUUUGAAGAUGAAGAAGAAGAUUCUGCAGAUGCUAGAGCUGUUCCACUGAAGGGCCUUUCCCCCCGGUUACAGCAAGUGGCUCACUGGAACGCUGACAAUGCUACAAGAGAGGAAAUGGAUGAGGUAUUAAAGGCAAUGAAUGAGGAGAAUGCCAGGCUAUUGAAUGAGUCACGUAGGAGUGACUGGUCCAGUACACCCGACUCAGACGAGAACACAGACAGCCGGAGAGCAGAUCAACCAGUCAAGAGACCAGUUACAAGUAGAAGUCGGGGAUUCAUCAACUUUGUUUCAGCCAAACAACGCCAGAUCUCAGACAAGGCUGCGUCAAAGGCACGACGGCGUGGCCAAGAGUUGCUGCAGCUUAUUGAGCUGGAUGUGGCAAAUUUUAGUCUGUUUGACCUCCCUCCAGUGAAAGAGUAUGAACUGUAUAUGAGGAAUUUUGGGAGCAUGAAUACUAAACAGGCCUACAUACAGACCAAUGAAGACAAUAUAGAUCGUGACAUUCAGACAGAAGAGAUUGAAACCAAAGAAAAAUGGUGCCAGCACCCACCAGAAGACCUAAAGGGAUCAGGAGGUGAUGAUGAAGAAACUGAGAAAAGUGUGGAUUCCAGUGGGAAAGUGGACUCUGUCAGGCUGACUAAGUUCUUGCAGCAGUCAUUACAAGUGGUUGCAAUCUUAUUAGAAGAGGACCAGGCAGAGAGAAACCAGGUCGAGGUGUUGGCCAGUAGAAGUAACACGUCCUUCAGUGAAAGCACCAUAUCUCUGACACAGCCAUCAUUCUUAGCAGACCGUCCAGUGUUACAAUGCCAUUUCUCACCUGUCCAGAACAACUUACUGUUAGCUGUUCAUGGACCUCCAGCAGGGGGCUCUCGUAUGGAGUUAGCUAACAAGGGAAUGAUCUCUUUAUGGAAUACGAAUGAACCGUCCAGACCUAAACAAAUUCUCACCUGUGAGUCUCAGCCUACUUGUUGCUGUUUUAGUCCAGAAAAAGCCACCUUGGCAUUUGCAGGCAUGACUGAUGGUUCUCUGGUGGUGUGGGACCUGAGGGAGCCAGCCUCCAUGCAUCAUGUGUACAGAACAAGAGAGGAGGAGUGGCUGCUCAGGAAGCCAACGUAUUUUACAGCUGGAAUUCUUGGUGAAGAAAAUCACCACAGUCCUGUGACAACUGUGAUACCUAUAGUGUCUGCAGCUGAUAGUGCCAAAGCAUCUGUGAUGAGUGCAAAGGAAACGGAUUUCGGGACAGGCCUGUCAUUUCAGCUUGCCUCUGCUGAGGAGAAUGCCUGGGUGCAUUUAUGGGUGGUUGCAGAGAUCAGUAAUCCUGAUGAGGCUGGUUCAGAGUCAGAUCUGGGACUGGCCCCUGGGGGCAGAGUUAAACUGCUGAAAAGUUCAUCUUGCAAGCUGGAGAACCCUACAAGAGAUGUCAGGCUCAAGUCUAGUCUCCGUGCUCAUGAACUGGCCCUCUCCCCAGCCAACCCGAGCAACUUCUAUGUUGGAACUGACUCAGGUUAUGUGUAUCAUGGGGUGAGAUCUGGUGGCAAAGCUGUGCCCAGAACAUAUAAGGGAGAAGUUGAUGCUCCUGUCCCAGUGACAUGUUUAGACUUUCCUCCAUUCAGUCACCAGUGUUUUCUGGCUGGAUGUGCAGACGGCAGCAUUAGACUUCACAGCCUCCAUUUGGAGACACCUUUGGUCACAUGGUUAAACUCCACCAAUGGGAAUGCAGUUCAGGUGAUACGGUGGUCAAGGAGUCGUCCUAGUGUGUUCUAUGUCCUUGAUGCAGCAGCCAAACUUCACGUCUGGGAUCUACUGAAGGAUGAUGCUGCACCUGUGAAUACAGAGACGUUUAGUCAGGAUAGUUCGUGUACAUUUUCGCUGUCUAGUGACCACAGUGCAACAGGAAUGGGACUCCCAAACAGAAAAGCUCAGAUGGUGGUGAGUUUCAAGAGAGGAGGGAUGGAUGUUCACACUCUAAGUCAGCACUUAGUAACACAGCAAGUAGGAGAGCUGGAGGAGUUCCUGAAAUAUGUGGAUAAAGUACUUUAGAUUGACUCUAGAAAUGUUGUAUUUAUUUAUUUUAUUUUAUUUUAUUUUAAUGUUUAUGCUCUUUUUAUGUUGGUGACCCAUUUUUAAAAGAAUAUACAGCAAAUGGCUUAUAGAAUCUGAUGAUAACUUCCGUCCAGAUGGGAUUUUUUAAAAAAUUUCUUUACAUUUUCAUUUAAGUUACUAAAUGGGUCUAGAAUGGUUGCUGAUGGGAGGAAUAAGCUUUUGCAAUUAUUGGUUCAGGAAUAUAUAGACAGGCAAACUGUUGCAUUAAGAAUAGGAACUGUCAACAAAGUAUGGUGUUGUAGCAUGCAUCUAUACUCAACACUGUAGAUGUUAUAGUAACUACAUAGUUAUUUUUGUAAUUUAUGGUUCCCCAUUUGAAAUUAUAUUAAGGUGUUUGAAACUUAUUAUUUGUCUGUGAUAAUUUAAGCACUCAAAUUAUAGAGAUGGAAGUGUGAGGCAAACUUUUUUAUUGAGGAAUAAAGUUAACAUGACCGAAGAAAAAUUUGGUUUAUGAGAUGUGCUAAAUAAAGACCCCAUAUUGUGUUUACCCAAACAAGACUACUGAUCAGUUGCAUUGAGUA